UUAUGGUGGUACCGCGGUGACCGAGCACACCGAUCGGCUUCGUACCUAUUUACCAUUGCCGCGGUUUUUGUGACUUGUUUAGUUAAUUUAGUUGUUUGUUUUCUUUUCAUGUUCAUUUCAAUUUUCAGUCAUAUUCUCAUAUAGUCACUUACUCGCGCGUCUACUUGCAUUUAGCCAUUCUCAAUUAUCUGCGAUUUCAUGUGGUCUAUCUGACUGUUGGUUGCCGAUCGAUAAUAAUCGAUCAUUAAUUUUGUCUACACUCUAAAGUCUUCCGCGCGAACAUCAACCAUGAAGCUGUUGACGCACAAUAUGCUGUCGUCCAAAAGUCUGGAAGGAGUCAUAGUAGGAUAUCCGCUUCGUAUUGUUGCGAAAGACAUCAGGAUAUCCCAUUAUUCGUUCAACAAGGAGUUUGUGAAGAAUAUGAUACCAAAACUCAAUUGGAAAGUUUUUGUUAACGCAGCUAAGCAAAUUGGCCUAGGAAAAGACCUGUCCGAGAAGAUAGUUGAUGGCUUUGAAAACGAUGAAGAGUAUCUCAAAAAAGUUCACCAUCUACUCAUGGAAGUAGAUGUUAUAAAUGGUAAACUGAUAUGUCCAGCAACAGACAGAGUGUUCCCAAUAGCAGGUGGUGUACCUAACUUACUGUAAAGUUAGAAUUAAGUAUUUAUAAAAAUUACAUUUAAUGAUUUCUUCUAUGUUAAAUCUUCCAUAAUUUUUUUUUAUAAUUUAAUUAGAAAAUGUAUUUAACCUGAUCUACAAUUGUGUACCGUUAAUUAAAAUUAAAUUAGUUUGUAGCAGUUAUGUAGCUGUAGUCAUUUGUUUGUGGUAUACUGGUAUGUUGGUAUAAAUACAAUUGUAUGUUCUUAUUAAAA
This is a messenger RNA of Acyrthosiphon pisum (pea aphid), 869 nucleotides long. RefSeq names its product multifunctional methyltransferase subunit TRM112-like protein. Bases 289 to 645 code for a protein of 118 amino acids. The record is from RefSeq and is a predicted model, not a curated record. Gene Ontology annotation, biological process: peptidyl-glutamine methylation; tRNA methylation; rRNA (guanine-N7)-methylation. Lineage: Eukaryota; Metazoa; Arthropoda; Insecta; Hemiptera; Aphididae. The transcript has 4 exons. Gene Ontology annotation, molecular function: protein heterodimerization activity.